Molecule: messenger RNA, 798 nt
Organism: Nakaseomyces glabratus
Lineage: Eukaryota; Fungi; Ascomycota; Saccharomycetes; Saccharomycetales; Saccharomycetaceae
Gene: DIG1
Product: Dig1p
Source: RefSeq, a predicted model, not a curated record
AUGCCGGUGAAAGUGAAAGUGAAACGAGAACGAGUGGACGAGUCAUUGAAGCGGAAGAGACCGCCUCCGUUGGAGUUCAAGCGAAAGCGCAACGUUGUGGUGAGGUAUGUGGGGCCGACGGUGCGCAGGAUCCCGCUGUUUGUCCCGCAGUAUGUGCCCACGCCGAUGUACUUCUUGCCGCAGCCUUACCAGGUGGAGCAUCGAGGCAAGAACAAGAUCGUCGAUAUAAUGAGUCCCAUCACGCAUGGCGUCGCGGAGGGAGUCACUGUCGCGGAGGAAGACUCGCAAGACGACUGCGAAGAUGAUCACAGCAUCGAGGAAAGAGACGAGGACAAGGUUGAUGGUGAAGCAGAAGCAGAAGCAGUAGCAGUAUCAGAAGCAGAAGGUGAAGCAGAAGCUGGGCCUGAAAUCCCAAGUGGAGCUGGAGAUGAUACCUGUACUGGGGGUCAGGGGACACUCGAGAACCAUCACAUCACCAGUCAGGAGACCAACCAGGAUAUCGAGUAUAAGGCGGACCAGGAAGAAGGUGAGAAGACGUGUGUAGAGGCCAACUGCGACGGUGACAAGAAGUGCGAAGAGGACGACGACCACUCGCACCUGGCGAUCGAGGACGGCGCGAUCCCCACGCCUAACAUCACGAGGGAUGUCCAGGGAGCCUUCACAAAGGAUGUUCAAGGAGCCAUUACCAUCAACAACCACAGCUACGAAUUCCAGUUCCCUUCCCGCACCGCAGACACCGACAGGAAGCUGUUCCUCAGCAUCUGCAACAAGAUAUGGUCCGAGAGACCUACCAAAUAG